GGAAAUCUUAAGAUAUGAAGGAACUUUCACUGGUCUUAGUAUACCAAGGAAGUAGUGGGAUUACUCCCCUUACCAGUGACCACGAAGGUGAAGGUGAAAAAACAUCUGCCAAGAUGGCAACGACUAGGGCAGCGGAGCAGGCAGUGCUCAAUAUGUUCUUAGUAAUGCUCGUAUCUUCUGUAAUGUUUGAUUUAAGGGUGAGUGGGAUUCCAAGGAGCAAGACCAAAAGAAACAUAGACACUUCACGUUAUCAUCACCAAGAUGAAUUAGAAGCUUUACUGACAAACUUAAACAGCCAAUAUCCGUCGUUGACAAAACUUCAUCGGGUUGGUUCCAGUUCACAGAACAGAACGUUGUGGGCUCUGCAGAUAACUGAUAAUGUAAACGAAACAGAAGCAGGAGAACCUAUGUUUAAGUACAUUGCCAACAUGCAUGGAAAUGAAGCUGUUGGGCGAGAAUUGCUUAUCUAUCUGAUUCAAUAUUUGCUUGAACAAUACGGGAACGAUGAAAAAGUAACGUCGAUCGUGGAUAGUACUAAUAUCUUCAUCAUGCCAACAAUGAAUCCUGAUGGAUUUGAACAUUCUGAAGAAGGUGACUGCUCUGGAAUUGAGGGUAGGGCUAACGCAAAUGGCAUAGAUUUAAAUCGAGAUUUUCCAGAUCAGUUUGACUCCGGAAGCGAGUCAAAAGUUGUACAGCCAGAAACUCAGGCGAUUAUGGACUGGGUUACAAACAACCCGUUCGUGCUAUCAGCAAACUUGCAUGGUGGAAGUGUGGUCGCAAGUUAUCCCUUUGAUGAUUCAAGAAAUCAUCAGUUGACUGGAUUCGAAAGUGCUGCUCCUGAUGAUAGUGUUUUUCGUCUUUUAGCACAUACUUACGCAAACACCCACAAAACAAUGCAUAAAGGUAAUCUUUGUUCCGAUGAUUCUUUUCCUGGUGGCAUAACUAAUGGUGCCCGGUGGUAUGAUGUGCCAGGUGGAAUGGAAGACUAUAACUACAUACACAGCAGUUGCUUUGAGAUCACUCUCGAACUGUCAUGCUGCAAGUAUCCCAAGGCUGACCAGCUUACACAAGAGUGGGAAAACAACCGUGAUGCACUUCUUGCUUAUCUUGAAAUGGUGCACAUCGGUGUGAAUGGCUUUGUGAAAGAUGCAGAGACUGGGAAAGGCAUUUCUAAUGCCAUUGUAUCUGUUGAUGGAAUCAACCACAAUGUUACAUGUGCUCAGUUUGGUGACUUUUGGCGUUUGCUUGUUCCUGGAAAGUACACGGUACGAGCCACUGCUCCAGGAUAUGUGGAGGAAGUGCAAGCAGACGUGAUAGUUCCUUCAGGGAAGGGAGUCACAAUUGAACUUCGUCUAAAAAGAAGUAGCAGGAAUGACUCUGGACAUGAGAUCAACACACCAUCUUCUGUGACUGAUGAGAGGAAAGGGUCACCUACACCUGCACUGGUAGUGAAUGGUGCCUCUGCAUUAAAUGACUUAGUUGAUGUCAUCAACAGUCUUCAUGACUAUAAUCACCGUGCCAAGACCAGUUUCGUGGAACCCACCGAAUUCAGGCAUCACAACUAUCAGGAUAUGACUACUUUCUUAAAUGACCUCCAUCAGAAAUGCAAAAAUAUUACUAAAUUGUAUUCUAUAGGAACAUCUGUUCAGGGCAGAGAACUGUGGGUGAUGGAAGUGUCAGAUAAUCCAGGAAUGCAUGAAGCAGGUGAACCUGAAUUCAAAUACAUAGGCAACAUGCAUGGUAAUGAAAUUGUGGGGCGAGAGAUGCUGCUGAUGCUUCUGAAGCUGUUUUGUGAUAAUUAUGGGACCAACACAUUUCUUACUUCCUUGGUUGACAACACUCGUAUUCACAUCAUGCCUAGUAUGAACCCUGAUGGUUAUGAAAAGGCUAAAGAAGGUGAUAUCUUGGGGAUUAUUGGACGAACAAAUGCUCAUGAUAUUGACCUCAACCGCAACUUUCCUGACCAGUUUAAGAACGAAGGAAUUAAUAUCCACCAUGAAACAGAAACCAUUGCUGUCAUGAAAUGGGCUUCAUCCAUACCUUUUGUUCUAUCUGCAAAUCUGCAUGGAGGAUCACUUGUUGCCAAUUUCCCAUAUGAUGACUCCCCUGCAGGUACAAGCAUUUACAGCAAGUCUCCUGAUGACGAAACAUUCCGUAUUCUUGCUGAAGCUUACUCACUGGCCCACUCAACCAUGCAUGAAGGGCAUCCGUGCAGUGACAUCAGUGGCGAGUACUUCCAGGAUGGCAUCACAAAUGGUGCUGCAUGGUACAGUGUUGAUGGAGGCAUGCAGGACUGGAAUUAUCUACACACUAAUUGUUUUGAGCUGACCAUAGAGAUGGGAUGCACUAAGUUCCCAAAUGCUGACCGCUUACCUUCAUACUGGCAGGCCAAUAAAUUCUCUUUGCUGGUCUUCAUGGGACAGGUUCAUAAAGGAGUGAAGGGUUUUGUAAUGAAUGGAGAGACUAAUCAAGGUAUUGCCAAUGCCACCAUUACAGUGGAGGGCAUCGAUCACACCAUAAGAUCUGCCCUUGCUGGAGACUACUGGCGACUCUUAGCCCCUGGCAAUUACACCAUUACUGCUAAUGCAGAUGGAUUCCUUCCUCAGAGUUUCAAAGUCACUGUCUCAGAUGGGGCUGCAACGCUUGUCAACUUCACUCUUCAGUCUAAACUUCUAAAGGAAUCUAAAGGAAACCUAGAAAUCUGGUCUAAAGAUUUUGACUUUGACAUUGCUGCUAACAUGGCUCAAACCAAAUACUUUUCUAAUGAUGACCUUCAAACAGAGUUUAAACAUCUGGCAAAGACUUACCCUUCUUUCACCCAGUAUAGCACAGAGUACAUGACCAGACAAGGGAAGACACUAAUUCUGUUCAGCAUGUCAGGGUCUGGCUUCGAUUACAAUAAUGUGAAACCUCACAUAUUGUUGAUUGGUGGAUUAAACGGAGAUGAACCUGUUGGAACUGAGAUUCUUCUGAGGUUGGCUCGUCAUCUUACAACAGGGUACAGUGUUGAACAGCCAGAAAUUAAGAAGAUUAUCAACAGAUCAUACAUUCACAUUAUUCCUCAGCUGAAUGUGGAAGGACCGUCCAGAGCUGUUCUUGGAGACUGUAGGGGCGAAAAAUACAAUGGCUCCUCCUUCAAUCAACUUGUAAAAAAUGAGGAUGCCUUGGUCAAGCGUUUGGUGAGUUUGAUCUCCAGCUACAAGUUCAAAACAGUUCUCAGCCUGGGAUCUGGAGGCUACUUUGUAACGAUUCCAAGGAAUGUGAGACAGUCUGAAACUGAUGACCACACAACAGUCUUCACAGAAGAUGAAGAUGUCUUCCAGUCUUUGGCUCAUGCCUUUGUCGACAAGUUCCAAAGCAUGAACAGCACAAAGUGUAGCAAUGACAUCCCAUCAGGUGUUGUUCAUGGAGCUGAUCUCCCAGCUGGAGCAGUUGCAAUGGCUGACACACUGUACUCACAGUACCGCAUGCACAUGGUGAGUGCUUAUAUUGAGUGCUGCAAAUAUCCACCAGCCUCACAACUUCCUACAAUCUGGCAAAAAUCCCUUCCUGCACUUCUCAGUUUUCUUCAGCGUUCAGGACAAGGUAUAUAUGGUUCUGUUGCUGAUGAUCAAGGCCAUCCAGUGUCAGACUACACUGUUCAGCUGGACAGCAUGACUGUUCAGCCUAUGACAUUACCAGGAUAUUUUAUGCAUGCAGUUGACGGCUCUCACACUGUUACCUUUAGUUCAAAAGGGUUUGAAAGUGUAACCAAACAAGUGAGAGUUGUUCCUGAUGAAGCAGUGGAGCUGAACAUCAGUCUGGUGCAUGAACAGAAUGUCACCUUUAGCUAUCAUGAAUACAACACCAUGGUUGCCCUUCUGCGCAACAUCACAUCUAGAUGCUCAAAGUUUGCCAACCUUAUAAGCAUUGGACAGUCUACUAAUGGCCUGGAUCUCUGGAUGAUCUCUUUCGGAAAGAACCGCACUGAUCGAGUGGUGCCCUCUGUGCUAUUGGUGGGAAACAUGCAUGGUGAUGAACCAGUAGGGAGAGAACUUCUGCUGCAGUUGAGCAUUUCCCUGUGUGAGCAGUUAUCUGAAAGAUACAUUGAAGAGCUUCUGCUUGAAAUAAACCUGCACAUAAUUCCUUCCAUAAACCCCGAUGGAGCUCAGCAAUCUUCAGAAGGCAAAUGUCAAAAGAGCAAUGGUCACAACAAUCCCAGAAAUAUUGAUCUCGAUGCUAGUUUUAAGUUGCCAGAAAAACACGAGGAAAUCCAAUAUGAAAAGGAGACAGAUGCUAUUGUAAAAUGGCUGGAUAGAAACUCUGUAACCCUUGCAGUAUCCCUUCAGGGUGGCAACUCUUUCCUUACUUAUCCUGCUGGAAGUGCUGACAAAUUGCCAGAAAAUGCUUUGAAAAUUCACCAGCACUUGGCUUCUGCCUAUAUGAAUGCCAUGACCAGGCCUUCAGCACCAGAUUCUAGCUUCUGUGACGUCAAGCUUACUGAUGUGAACAGCAGCAGCAUCCAGGGCACUGAGAGAGGAAUUCAUUCUGGGUCCUUUGCGGAUUAUGUGUAUUUGCAAAGCCACAGCCCAUUUCUGACUGUGUAUGCUGGUUGCUGCCGUUACCCAACAGCUGACCAUCUGCAGGAAAUGUGGCACCAGCAUCAGCAGCCCCUCAUGUCCCUUCUGCUUGAGAUUCGACGUGGCGUAUAUGGGCAAGUCAUCAACAAGCAAACCGGAGUUGCUGUGAACAAAGGUUUUGUGAAAGUCGACAAGUCUAACAUCCUUGCCAACAUCAACAGCAAUGGCCAGUACAGCCUUUAUCUUCCACCAGGAGAGUAUGACCUGCAGAUCUAUGCAGAUGGAUACCAUGAAAAUAAAAAGGUGGCCAGGGUGAUGCAUGGUGUGCAUGCAGUGAAGUUGGUUGUAGAGCUUGAGCCAUACGUCACCAUCCUAGGCAUGCCCCCUGCCCUCUUUGUCACCAUUGCAAGUGUCUUAGGAUUCCUGAGUCUAAUGAUCGUCACUGGCGUCAUUUGUGUCCGCAAUCGGUCCAGGCUGCAUUACAACCAGCUUGGCUUUCGUCCUGUGCGUAAUAGUGAUGAUGAUGAAGAAGAAGAUGAUUAUAAUGGCAAUGAAGAUUUUUUCCAUGGUCAUAGUAGUUCUAAUGGGUGGCCCCCAAAAGCCGAAGCUCGCGCAGCAGAUAUUUUCAGAGAUAACCCAAGUGAUGAUGAGGAUGGAGAUGAACAUAGUUUAUUUGAAAAGCAUUUGUUUACAAAAAAGUGACCUUCAAGGUGUAAACAUAAUCUUGUUAUUCUUUUUACAAUCAUGCUGUGUUCAGGAUACUGUAUAUUAAUAUAAAUGAUUUAGAGGAUGGAGAAGUCUCUGUCCAUUUUACUCCAUUUUUUUUCAGAUUACAAGGCAAAUUGUUGGCAAUGCUUUAAACCUGGGAAAAUUUCACCACUCAAGUGGGUGUUGUUUAAAGCCAGUGUAAAAAUCCUUCACAGUCCCACAUGAACAUGCCUGUGUUUUAUUGCUGCAUAUAAUAAAGAAUGUGAUGAAAACAGCUUAAAAGGAAGGAAAACAUUGAAACAGCAAAUAACGAGGUCUUCCGUUGCCUUUGUAUAGUCUUUCAUCUCCUAAACCUCUCUCCGUUUCCAUUUCUUUGUGAUCUACCUGUAGGAGAUAGCUUUCUUACAUUAUGGAAAUGUUUGGAGAGACAUUUUCCUGAGUGCCUUCUGUAUUGGUGGAAAUUAGAAGCUCAGGUAAUAUGAAAGUUGACUGUUUUCUUAAGAUAUUGCUCACUUCCUAUUUUUUAUAUGUGAUUUCAGAGGAGUCUUUAUAUAUAUAUAUGAACCAUGUAUGCCUUAGUUACAACAAUCCAAAAUUUCAGUUACACAAGUAAAUUUUGUGACUGAUUUUUUUUUUUAUGUUGCGUUAAAAAUAGAGGUAUUACAUGCUUGAUGUCUGAUCAUGUACAUGUCAGGGUUUUACUGCAGCUUGUGUGGUUAUGGCACGAACUGUACUCACUGGAGCUGAAGAGUCAUAUGCCAUAUCAAGUCUUACACAUUUUCCAUACUUUUUUGGAUUUUUGUCAUUGUUUUUAUGUUUCUUAUGAAGUUUUUUAUUUUUAGUAUUUUAUUUUUGAUGGAAUUUGGUAGAUAACCACCGUAUCUACCAUUGCCACCUUUAUUUGUAUCACAUCCUUAUGUAGCUGACAUAUUUGAAAUUACAACCUCCUGAAAAAAAGACUCUUUCUGUAUGCAAAAAUCAGGAAUUUUAAGACAAAAAAAAAAAAAGCUAUUGUCCUAAGGCUGGAGCUGUUAAGGCUUUUAAAGUUCUGUCAAUCAAGACAGCGGAAGUGUGUUUAGGUAAGAACAGAUUUGACUGCAGACAACUGGAGGUCAAGCGAGUUGACCUGGGAGUUAGUGGUAGUGUUAAGGGGGAGAAAGGCUACAACAGACUUCUUUUAAAUUAUAAAUCAGAUUUUGGCAAAUUCAUUCAAAAGCUCUUCCAUGUUUUACCUGCCUAAUUAUUUCCAGGAUUUUUUUUUUUUUUUUUUUUUUUUUUUUUUUUUUUUGGUGCUGUCUGUCAAAAUACCUUUCUCCAUAGUUACAACUUUUUCAUUUUUUUAAAUGAAUUUCUAUGGUGGUUUUGUGAAAAAACGUCAGCAGGCCAAUAGUGGUGUAAGGCUUGAUUGCCAGGGUCGUUUCAGUCUAGAGUUUUACAUGCUGGUGUGCAUUUUGCCUAGGCUAUGUUAGUGCUUUGCUCAGCUUUCAUGCUUCGCUCUAGAGCAGGGGUGGGAAAGGGUCAUACUAUAAUGCACAGACUAUACACAAUUAUCAAAUUAAAAAUUAGCCUGCUAGAAUUGGUUGCACUGUAGUUUUGCCAGAGUGUGUUAACACUUUGCAACAUAUACACCCCAAUCCUGCCUUACACUGACUCCUCUGAUUCAGCACAAUACAUGCAGACAGGCUGCGGGCAGCCGACGAGGAGUAUAUGUAUCUGUCCUGUCAUGUACUUGUGUAUCCUACCUAUCCCAUAAUAGACAUUCCUUGCUUAUCCCUCAAAAUUUAUGUUAUGAUAAUGAUUUGUUUAAUAUAAAUUUGUUUCUAUGAAAAAAGAUUCAUUAAAAAGGUCCUAGAUUUAUUGAAUUUUAAGUCCCACCUGCAGUUGCCUUGGCCAGGCCAGGUCAAAUGAUUUUACAGACGCCAGACAUCCCCCACCCCUGCUCUAGAGGGAUAAUUUACGGUAUAAGUAAUGUUGGUGAACAUGGUAUACUUUGUUAUACAUUCAAAGAGUUUGAGUUACCUAUGUACAAAUGGUUAGGUCCAUACAACAGUACCAUUCUGUUGCUGUGCUUUAUGUGAUGAUGUAUACAUAGAUCUGCAGAAUCCUUGGCCACACUGCUGAUGUUUACUACAGGUUGAUGUUAAUGGCUUGGUUUGAAUAUUUUUUAAAUCAAAUCAAUACUAAACUAUUUAUGAAUGAUUGGUGAUGGCUAACAUGUUUGUUCCAAUAUUUUAGGUAAUUGUCCCUUUGGUGGUGGUGAUGUAAUGGGACUGUGUAUUUCUUCAGAAUUCAGACAUAAAACUAUUGAGCUUGAGCUUGAGUCUUAUAGCUAAGAAAUUUUUGAUUUGAUAAUUUUGAGGGCCUCAAAUAGUUAAAAGAUUAUGCAAUCAUUUUUAAUGUGCAGACAGCAAAUAUAAGAUCUUGAAAAAAAAUUAUCAAAUAUUAGUGCAAAGCUGCAUAAGCAUUACUAUCUCCUUUCCAGAUAGAUCCCCAUAAAUUUCUAAGAGUGAAUAGCUUUAUGGUUUCCAUCAUUUACAAAAAAAAAAAAAAGGCACAAGGCACAGAUGUUGGCCUAAGCUGUUCCAAGACAAGAGUGUGUUUCAGAUCAUAUAUACAAUUAUCUAAUUUGUUGUUGCAUCAUUUGGAACUGGUUAUGUAAUGCAUUUGACACAGUCUUUGUAAAUGCAUUUAAGUAUUUCAUGGAAAUCAAAUUGUUUCAAUUGAUCUUGACUUUCAGAGAGUAUGACACAUCAUUGCUUGCAAAACGGAUAAAAAUUCAUGCCAAGGAAUAAACUCUACUUAAUUAUUUACUUCCUGUGUGGCAGAAAUUGACACACUUAAGUCAAACAUGACAGGCUGUCAUUAUGUCUUUGCAAAGAUUGGUUGCUGUGUUCUUUAGAUUUUGUUGGGAAAAGCAGGCCACAGAAAAAGUGGGAGAAUAAGUAUUAUUAUUAAUUUUACAUCUCAGUGGCACACUGCUAAUCUAAAAUGGAUACAAGAUUUUGAUGAUAUGCCCAUUUAACAAUUAAGUUAUUUGAAACUGUUGGUAAAGAGUUACACAAAUCAGUAACUUAAAUUUGAUAAAAAUCACUGUCCACAAACUGACUUGUAUUACUAUCCAACAGAAAAAAGUUUUUUUCUGUCCUUAUGUACAGCAUACAAACAUAACAUCUAUGCUAUUGUAUAAUCUAUAACAGUGGUUCUUAACCGGGGUUCGAUUGAACCCUAGGGGUUCGGUGAGUCAGUCUCAGGGGUUCGGCGGAGCCUCCGCCACAGAGGUCAAGACACACCCGCAAUUCGUGAGGACACUAAAGAAGGGUUCGGUGAAUGUGCAUAUAAAACUUGUGGGUUCGGUACCUCAAACAAGGUUAAGAACCACUGAUCUAUAACCACCUAGUGCUUUUUCUUUCCAUGCCUUUUUUUUAUAAUUUUUUUGUUACUGAGUGUUAUAGACUAAUAUCAGCUGUUGUUUGCUUUUGUGUUGCCCACUGUUUUGUGUAUUUGAAUGCUCUGAAGUCAUGAAAAUAUUUUAACAUAAAAUAGCACAACCAAGGGGUGCAUUUCCAACCAGUCUGAAAAAUAAAAUUACUCUAGAUAAACAAGUGCAGUCUAAAAGAAUUUUGCACCUUUGGUUGAUUCCUGCAUAGGAAUGUGGGCAUUGGAUGUAGUUAUUCUUUACUUGGAACAUUCCUUAACAGAUGUUAACAUGUUUGUUCACAUCAUGAAAAUAUGUGCUUGUAAGAUUCACAGGUUUCAAUUUAGAGUAAUUGGUCUUGAUCAUGUGGCAUAUUUUGGAACCAUUUCAUACUUUUUUGCUGGAACACUGAUCAGUGCCUUACCAAAUUUGUGUGGAUAGACAUGUACAGUGACAUGUUUUUUAUAUAUAUAAUUUGAAUACAGGUGAGAGCUUUGUUGUCGUUUAGUUUUAAAACCUAAAUAUUUGUUGUUGCCUUGUUUUGAGCCCCUCACUGUGAAGGUACACUUCCAUUCCUUAAUGUCCCCACAAUGACUUUCAGACUGCAUGACUGCUGAGACUUUUAACAGAGGUGGAGAAGGUUAACUGCUUAGUGAUAUGUAAUGUAUUCAUUUCUUUCAUUUAGUUGCCAAACCCAUGUAAGGGUAUAUUGUUCCACUGUUUAUUUCUAUGAAUAGUGUGUGUGUGAGAGAGAGAGAGGUCAUUAAAAAGAGAAGUUAAAUUUGUCUUAAAUUCAAGCAUUUAUGGCAACAGAAUAUAAAGACCUGAACUCUAAAGUGAUUUUAAGAAACCGGACAGCUGAAAAUAUGCAAUUUCUAAUAUACUCAACUCAGAUCAGGAUGGGCACCAUUCUUUUUUCUGUGUGGUUUUACAAGACUGUUGCCAGAUGAAGCAGAUUAUUUUUUUUUUAAAUCUACAGCUCACCAGAAAGUUGAUAUACAGUGAUCAGGCCAUUCCUCACAGCAGACUACUGCGCUGAUCUGGGUAUGGGUGCAGUGCAAAUUGUUAGCUUAAUAUCUAAAAGCCCAGCUGUCAGCUAAACCUACACUAAUAUUUUGAAAGCAUUUUUGCUAACUGCUUUGAUGUUGUCUUUCCAGCUAGUGGUUUACUUGCACCCAGUCCCUGGCUGCUGCACAGCCUACAGUACAAGACUUAAGGGGUUGUAGGAUUACAAAUGGUACAUUAGACCCAAGUGCCUGAAAGCUGGGCAUUCUCAUUUUUUUUUAAACAUUUUUUUUUCAUGCAUUGUAGAUUUAUUUGAUUAUCAUGAAACACCUAACUGUGAGAGGUUUGUGUUAUGCCAUGUUAUUCACAAGAAAAAUUACAGCUUCUAUAAAUCCAAUUCAAACAUUUAAUUUUGAGUUAGAUCUAUGUUUUUCUGUUUAAAAAAUAGUCUUAUGGGCUUUUGAAUUUUAAAAAGUUAAGUUUAUGUGAACUAUAACCCUUUUUUCUUCAGAAUAACAUGUCACAUUUGUUCUAUUUUGAUGAUAUUAACAACAUAUUUAAUUUUACGCAGAGCAAGAUAACGAAAUAAUUCAAUUCAAAACAUAUGGUUGUGUUUCACAAAGCAUUUAUGAUGAUGGCGUAAGGAAAAUCACACAGCUUUUGGGGACAAAAAAUUGUCGGGUCAGUGUGUUGUGCAAGUGACAUUGGAUAUAAACAUAGUAACAAACUAUGUAAUAUAUAAUAAACAAAUCUGAGAAUGUC
This is a messenger RNA of Pomacea canaliculata, 10449 nucleotides long. RefSeq names its product carboxypeptidase D-like. Lineage: Eukaryota; Metazoa; Mollusca; Gastropoda; Architaenioglossa; Ampullariidae. The transcript has 27 exons. The record is from RefSeq and is a predicted model, not a curated record. Gene Ontology annotation, biological process: proteolysis. Gene Ontology annotation, molecular function: zinc ion binding; metallocarboxypeptidase activity. The coding region runs from base 15 to 5261 and encodes 1748 amino acids.